AUGCCGGGAAUACAGCGCUUUCAAUUUGAAUUCGACGAGUUCGGGGGGCCCGGGGCCCCCCCCCCUCGCUGCAGCGCGGAGUUCAGCAGCGGACUUGAGCGCCACAGCUUUCCCCCCUGGGCCCCCAGCCAGACGCAGCCCGCGGCGCGGGCCUAUUGCUCUGGCCUGGGGGCAAGCAAAUCGCCCCAGGGGCCCCAGGGGCCCCAGGGGCCCCAGGGGCCCCCUUCGAGGCCCGAGGGGGCCCCCCAAACUGUUUUGCCUUACCCAUUUUCUUCGAGCUCCCAGUCGCUGUCCUUAAGGACAAACUGCUCCUACGAGCAGCAGCGGGCCUCUCUGCCCGACAGCAGCCUCCGCAGCAACCCCGCUGCUGCUUUGGGCGCCUUUUGGGGCCACAGGCAGCAGCAGCAGCAGCAGCAGCAGCAGCAGCAGCAGCAGCAGCAGCAGAAAGCCCCGCGGGAGAACUGGUGCAUGCCAGCAGCAGCUCAAGAAGCUGCUGCUGCUUCGCUGCGAGAAGCAGCAGCAGCAGCAGCAGCAGCUUGUGACGGCUCCCAGGGCUUUUCCUUUCCCCUCCCCCUUUCCCAAGACUGCAGCAGACACACAACCCAAAAAGAAGCAGCACAAGUGCCAGCAGCAGCAGCAGCCUCAAAGGCCCAGGGGGCCCCCGGGGCCCCCGGGGCCCCGGGGGCCCCCGGGGGCCCCGGGGGCCCCCCUGGGUCUCGGGCUAGUGUGUCUCAGUGCUGUUCAACUCAGGCGGACACAGAGCUCUCAUCAAGCUCUCAGCAGCUGCUGGCAGCAAACGCCAAACUGCAGCAGCAGCAGCAGCAGCAGCAGCAGCAGCAGCAGCAGCAGCAGCAGCGGAAACGGCCGAGUGGGGAGACAGAGCGCAGCAGCGGGGAACAAGAAGGCAAUAAAAGAGCACUCACCGCAAGUGCAGCAGCAAAGGGCGACGGCUGUGCCGGCAGCUUUAGAGCCUUGGAGUGGCAGCAACGGCAGCAGCAGCAACAGCAGCAGCAGCAGCAACAGCAGCAGCAGCAACAGCAGCAGCAGCAGCAGCGGCAGCAGCAGCCACAAGAAGAGCAACAACAGGCCUUUUCACAUCGGGAAAGGCAAGGAGAUAGAGCAGCAGCAGCAGCAGCAGAGCUGCACCAGCUGGACUGUCUGCAGCCAAGCAUGAGUUAUUAUCCCUUCAACAGAGCAGCAGCAGCAGCAGCAGCAGCAGCAAGGGAAGGCAGAAGCAUGAGCAGCAUGAACCCUUAUUUGUACUUGGGACUAGCGAGCCGCCAGCUGCAAGCAGCACCUCCAGCUGCUGCUGCUGCUGCUGCUGCUGCUGCUGCCAACAGGCAGCAAGCAGCAUGCAGCAUGGGCUUCUCCAGGACUCUCUUGCCUGAGUCCCAUCGUUUUCGCUGCAGCGAAACGCAGCUGGCUGCCUUUGCGGCCUCCACAGCCUCCCACCCAGCAGCAGCAGCAGCAGCAGCAGCAGCAGCAGCAGCAGCAGCAGGGGAGCAGCAGCUGUCGUCGAAGGCAUCGGAUGUCUCGACUUGUUUGGAAGAGCUGCCCCUGGAGCAGCUGCUGCGGCGCCUUUCGAAGCAAGACGUGCAAAUGCUCAUACAAUCGACGCUGCGCCCCGCAGCAGAGGAGCAGCAGCAAGCAGCAGCAGAAGCAGCAGCAGCAGAAGCAGCAGCAGCAGAAGAGGCAGCAGCAGAAGAGGCAGCAGCAGAAGAGGCAGCAGCAGAAGCAGCGGCAGCAGAAGCGGCGGCAGCAGAAGCAGCGGAGGCAGAAGCAGCAGCAGUAGCUGCCGCUGCUGCCGCUAUGGCUGCUGCAGCACGAACGCCGCAGCCAGCAGCAACAGCGGCUGCUGCUGCUGCUUCUGCUGUUGCUGCUGCUUCUGCUGUUGCUGCGGCACAAACGCCACGGCCAGAAGGUGCAAUAGAAACAGCUGCAGCUGCAGCAGCACAGGCGCCGGCAACAGAACCCGCAGCAGCAGCAACAACGGCAGCAGCAACUGCAGCAGCAGCAGCAGCAGCAGCGGCAGCAAUGGAGCCAGCGGCAGAGACAACAGCAGGUGCAGCAGCAGCAGCAGCAGCAGCAGCAGCAGUGGCUCUCCCUGCCUCUCGAAAGCUGCACAACCGGACGCAUGCAGCAGCAACAAAAGCAGAAGGGCCCCUCAGCAGCUCCAAGGCAGCAGCAGCAAAGGCCAAGAAGACACAAAAGCCAGAAGCUGAAGUCAAAAGCAAAGGGAGAAAGAUAAAAGAAAAAAAAGAAAAGUUCAAUAAAUUAAUUCCCACUUUUGCUGCCAACGCCUGCCACAUCAGACGCUCUCUUCCUGAAUCCUAUCAAUCCCCUGGGGGCGAGCAGCAGCAGCAGCAGCAGCAGCAGCACGAGCAGCAGCAGCACGAGCAGCAGCAGCACGAGCAGCAGCAGCACGAGCAGACGCCGGAAGAGGCACCCGCCGGUGCUGUUGAGACUUCAGUUCCUUCAACGGCAGCAGCAGCAGCAACAACAGCAACAGCAGCAGCAACAGAAGCAGCAGCAGCAGCAGCAGCAACAGAAGCAGCAGCAGCAACAGCAGCAGCAGGCAGCAGCAGCAGCACGAAGCCGAGCACAAAGCUGCCCGCUAAAAAGUACCGCAGCUGCGGUGUACAGACAAUCUUGCAAAUGGAAUACUCCGGAGGAAAAGAAAGAUGCGCUGCAUGCGCUCCGCAGCAGCAGCCGGGGGACUCGCAGCAAGUUGAACAGGGGAGGCAGCGAAGCAGCAGCAAAAGCUGCAGCUCCAGCAGCAGCAGUAGCAGCAGCUCCAGCAGCAGCAGCACCAGCAGCAGCAGCAGCAGCAGCAGCUCCAGCAGCAGCAGCAGCAGCAGCAGCUCCAGCAGCAGCAGCACCAGCAGCAGCAACAGCAACAAAGAAAAGUCAAAGGACUUCGAAUUUGCUUCGAGACAAACACCAGGAGUCUGA
Eimeria necatrix is the source of this 2952-nucleotide messenger RNA. RefSeq lists its product as hypothetical. NCBI's taxonomy places the organism in Eukaryota, Apicomplexa, Conoidasida, Eucoccidiorida, Eimeriidae. Bases 1 to 2952 code for a protein of 983 amino acids. The record is from RefSeq and is a predicted model, not a curated record. The transcript has 4 exons.